Parnassius apollo (apollo) is the source of this 7776-nucleotide messenger RNA. NCBI's taxonomy places the organism in Eukaryota, Metazoa, Arthropoda, Insecta, Lepidoptera, Papilionidae. The record is from the annotation of a GenBank genome assembly.
AUGACGAUGAAAUCGCUGAAGUACAGCGAAAGGGAUGACAUGAUGGAGGGUUUCAGCCCUGUACCUCCGCCUCUACCACGACGCCAACCUGUUAGGAACAUCUAUGCUGAGCCCUUCGUAGAUCCUAGAUUGGCCGGAUCGGGCAUGCCAAGUGGAAUGGGAGGCGGUACGCUUGGCAGCGGUCACUGCCAACUGGCUAACCAGCCACUGGUGAUGCCCGUGUUCCCGCUGCGAGCCACACAACCAAGUCCCGUGCCCGUCUAUUCACCUUCCCGCUUCCACAUAGACAAGCGAUGCCAACAUCGAUGCACAUGGAAAUGUCUCGCCAUAUCUUUGAUAUGCCUAUGCGUAAUACUAGCGGCAAUGCUCGCUUACUUUAUAGCAUUAUCGUCAAUUAAAAGUAACAUAGACAAUCCGAAUUGUAUUCUGGUACAGGAUGUUAAAGCAGUAACACACGCACAGGGAAUUAGAGAUUCUUUAUCAACGUCUUCACCAUCUGAUGAAUCAAUAUCCACCUCUUCCUUGGGCGGCUGGUCAUCUACAGCGGAAGCUUCAAUAGAGUCUGCAAUCAUUCCUCAGCAAGCGCAGCAAGCCGCACCUCCUCCUUGGUCACCAGCUUUAGAAGUUAGGGAUUUCGAUGAAUUACACAGCGCUACAAUACCAGCUUAUCAGUUCUGGAGUUCUGAAUUCCGCAACAAACAACCAGCUUACGUUAGUCUCAACUUUACUGUACCUUGGGGCGCCAAUUUUGCUGUUUAUGGUAGAAGAAAUGUAGCUCCGAGUGUAACUCAAUACGAUUUUGUUGAAUUUAUACGUGGCGGAAGAGUCGACCAUAGAUUACGAAGAAGAAGGAGUGCACAUAAAACUAACACAUUCGAACAUUCUUUUGAUAACUGGGAUGCUUUGCUAGGCACAAUCAGCCCAUUUCACAGAUGGAACCAUACGAUAAGCAAAAGAUCGACAGAUAUGAGAGUGAAUGUCAGUAUAUUGCAGUAUCUCGACACAGGAAGAUGGUUUAUAUCAAUAUAUAAUGAUGAACUCCAACCUCAUAGCGUGGAAAUGAUUGUGUCCGAAGCUGAAGGUGUAACUAACUCUUGUCCAGAUGACUGCUCAGGGCAUGGAUCAUGUUACCUUGGAAAAUGCGAAUGUAUGGACGGCUUUGAGGGUCACGACUGCUCUAAAAGUGUGUGCCCAGUAUUAUGUUCCGGUCAUGGCGCUUACGCAGGGGGAAUUUGCCAUUGUUCUGAAGGCUGGAAAGGAGCUGAAUGCGAUAUACCUGCGCACGAUUGCGAACCAGCUGACUGUUCCGGCCGCGGACAAUGUAUUGCUGGCCAUUGUCAUUGCAAGCCGGGAUGGAAAGGACCUAAGUGCGAUGAAGAGGACUGUUUGGACCCGACAUGUGGCGGCCAUGGCUCUUGUGUUCGCGGACGAUGCGUUUGUCGUGCGGGUUGGCGCGGUGCGGCAUGCAGUGAACGUGAUGCCCGAGUACAACGUUGCUUACCAGCAUGCUCCCAACGAGGCGUAUAUGAUCUCGAUGCUGGUAGAUGUGUGUGUGAUCCUUUAUACACUGGUGAUGAUUGUUCUCAGGUGGUCUGCUCGCUGGACUGUGGACCACAUGGCGUGUGCGCGGAAGGUGUAUGUCGUUGUGAUGAGGGCUGGACCGGGUCGUUAUGUGAUCAACGUCCAUGUGACAUUCGAUGUCACGAGCAUGGCCAAUGCAAAAACGGAACAUGCGUUUGCACGCAAGGGUGGAAUGGCAGGCACUGCACGUUACCUGGCUGUCCAAACGGUUGCUCUCGGCACGGUCAGUGUCUCUUAGAGGAUGGAGUCUAUCGCUGCUCGUGUGCUGAUGGUUGGGCCGGUACGGACUGCUCUAUCGCCCUAGAACUCUCCUGUAGCGAUAACGAAGACAAUGAUGAAGAUGGCAUGACGGACUGCUCGGACUCGGAAUGCUGCAGUCGGCCAGAAUGCGCUGAACACAUCAUGUGCCUCGCUUCAAACGACCCGGUAGAAGUGCUACUUCGCAAACAACCACCUUCAGUCACCGCUUCAUUCUAUCAACGUGUCAAAUUCCUCAUAGAAGAAAACUCAGUUCAGAGCUACGCGCACAUGGACGAAUAUUCAGAGAGCCGUGUGUCGGUGAUGCGAGGGCAAGUUGUCUCGCCACAAGGGCUUGGUAUCAUCGGAAUACGGGUGUCCGUCGAUAGAGAGGCGCGGUUUGGCUUCACCCUCACUCGACAGGGCGGAUGGUUUGAUGUGCUCGUGAAUGGUGGUGGAGCAGUAACCUUACAAUUCCAACGAUCUCCUUUCAAACCACUGCGCAGGACGGUAUUUGUUCCAUGGAAUCAAAUAGUCGUACUUCCUCCCGUGCAACUGGAACUCAGCGAUGACAGCGUUAAAGUGCCUACGCCCAGAGCACCGCCUCGAUUAGACUGGUCACCAGUGCCACAAUGGUGGGAAGCGGAAACCCCACCGUGUGCAGCUCAUGAUCACGAGAGGCUUCGACCUGAGGUCGUUGCAAUGCCCCCACUGGCCUCGCCUGCUGCUUCGUCUGCUACAACUACUACAGUUAUAUAUCCUGAAGCUCAGAUCGUAAGUGAAUCCAUUGGGAUACCUGGCUCAACAGUAAAACUGACCUAUCGCUCGUCGCAAGCAGCCGGCUAUUUGUCUUGUGUUCACGUCCAACUGACACGACGCGUUGUACCCGCGUCUCUGGCACGGGUGCAUGUUCGCGUCGAAAUUGAGGGUUCCCUUCACACUCAUACAUAUGAAGCAGAUCCUGAUCUAACCCAUAUUUUCGCAUGGAACAAAAGAAAUGUUUACAAGCAAAAGGUAUAUGGUCAAGCGCAAGCAAAAGUCUCAAUCGGUUACGAAUACUCCUCUUGUUCUUCUGUUGUGUGGGAAACACAAACUGCUAUUCUGGCCGGGUUCGAUGUCGAUAUUUCAGAUAUCGGAGGUUGGGGCCUUGAUAUUCAUCAUCAUUAUAAUUUCCACGAAGGAAUACUACAAAAGGGCGAUGGAGCUUUAUUACACUUAAAACAGUAUCCUAGAACUGUACAGGUUGUAAUGGGUACUGGACUUCAACGGUCCUUGGAAUGCCCCGAUCAUUGCAAUGGGAAAGCAGCUGAUUCUCGUCUUCUAACCCCAACAGCGUUAACUUCCGGACCAGAUGGCUCACUUUAUGUUGGAGAUUUCAAUUUAGUACGCCGAAUCACUCCUGAAGGCGUUGUUACUACUGUAUUACAAUUAGAGACCACUCAAGUUGCCUAUCAAUACUAUAUAUGCAUAUCACCAGCAGAUGGAUAUCUUUAUAUAUCAGAUUCUGAGAGACAUCAGGUACGAAGAGUACUGGCACUAGAAAAAGUAAGAGACCCAUCAAUGAACUCAGAACCUGUAGUUGGCAACGGUGAUCGUUGUAUACCAGGAGACGAUACUAAUUGCGGCGAUGAAGGACCUGCAAUCAAAGCCAAAUUAGCUCAUCCCAAAGGGCUUGCUAUUGCGGCAGACAGAACAAUGUACAUUGCUGAUGGUACAAAUAUACGAGCAGUGGAUCCAAAUGGAAUAAUUCACACUUUAGUCGGCCACCACGGUCAUCAUAAUCAUUGGUCACCAGUUCCAUGUCGUGGUGCUAUACCUCCAUAUGAAGCUCAGUUGCAGUGGCCUACUGGUGUUGCUUUGUCACCUUUAGAUGGCUCGUUGUAUUUUAUAGAUGAUCGAAUAAUUUUAAAGCUUACCGUGGAUAUGAAAAUCAAAGUUGUAGCAGGUCAACCUUCUCAUUGUCGACUGGGAAGUGACGGAAAACCAAUCAGUAAGGUUACAAAUAAAACAAAUACGGAAUUCCGAGAAGAUUCUACUCUUGGAACGAUACAAGCCAUAGCGUUUGCCCCGAGUGGUAUUUUAUAUGUAGCCGAGUCUGAUUCUAAGAAAACAAAUACCAUUAAGUCAAUAGACCCGUCAGGAAAAAUUAUGCAUUUUGCUGGAAAGUUACAAGAAAAUUUGAAAGAGUUAAGUUGUGAAUGUAAUUUAACAGUUUCGGCCACAGUUAUUCCAAUAAACCCUCGUGAUGAAGGAGCAGGUUGUCCUUGUAAGUUAAGCGUAAUCGCAGGAGAUGAACCGCCAACAAGCACUGAAACUUUAUUGUCUUCUAAUGCUAAAUUUCAAACAAUUUCUGCUCUUGCUGUAACGCCAGAUGGCGUUCUUAAUGUUGUUGACCAAGGUUCUCUACAUAUAUUGGCAUUAAAACACUAUUUACCAACACAUGAUGAAAAUGGUGAAUUCAGAAUUCCAUAUCCUCCAACUUCCGAAAUUUAUGUGUUUAAUCGCUAUGGGCAACAUAUUACCACUAAAGACUUGACUUCCGGCAAAACAAGAUAUUCAUUUUUAUAUUCAAAGAACACAAGCUUUGGAAAAUUGUCGACUGUGACAGACGCUUCGGGAAACAAAAUACAACUACUAAGGGACUAUAGCAACAUUGUAAGCUCUAUAGAAAAUACUCAAGACCAUAAGCUUGAACUGAAAAUAUCGGGAAUUGGAUACCUAACAAAAAUAACAGAAAAAGGAACAUCGGAGAUAGAAUUAGAUUAUGAUGCCAAUACGGGACUACUUAAUAGCCGAUCAGGCGCUGGAGAUACUGUAAUCUACAACUAUGAUGAAUUGGGACGAGUAACUAAGAUUAUAAUGCCUUCUGGGGAACAAGUGCACAUAACAUCUGGCCUGGCUAAAAAUUACGGCUUAGCGGUAACGGUUUCAAACCCCUCAAGCUCAAUUCCAGUAGGAGUAGCGAAGAAAUGUGAAUAUGUUCUGCAUGGCCAAUCUUUCAAACAAAUUACUAUAAACAAUGGUAAGCAAAUUACUGAGGGUCGGAUUUACUCAAACAACACUUUAGUAAUUGAAACACCGUGGUCCGGUAAAUUCGAAAGUAUUGCAGCAGCAAAACAUCCAUUGCUGGAAGCAGCUCUUCCUAUUGAAGCUGAGAUGCUUCAUAUGUGGUCUCAUCAAAGUACCACGUUUGGAGACGGAUUAGUAAAUAACAUGUACUCCUUAUACACUUUGGUAGGAGAUGUUAGAAAUCCACAACAAACACUUAAUCGCGAAAUAUGGGUAAACGAUUCUCGAGUUUUAAUCAUUGAAUUCGAUCAAUUCAAAAGCCGUGAGACAUUUUUCAGUGCCGACAGAAAUCCUCUUUUCACAAUUGCAUAUGAUGUAGCAGGAUUACCUCUAUCUUUCACACCUCACGGAGCAGGUGUACCAUUAAACAUUUCAUAUGAUCACUUCAAUAGAAUAAACGGUUGGAAAUGGGGUGAAAGCGAAGAGACAUAUAACUACGAUCCCCAUGGUAUGUUAUCAGAAAUCACAAGUACCCAAGAUGGCACUAAAUUUAUAUAUUACAACGAAGGAAAUCUUGUGGCAAAGAUCACGUUAGCUAGUCAAAGAAGCUUUAAGUAUUUAUACGACAGUGACGGCGGGUUAACGCAUGUAGUUUUACCCUCAGGAACGAAUCAUUCCUUUAGUGUACAGCCCUCAAUUGGAUUCUUAAGAGUAACUUACACGCCACCUGGUUCCUCGAAAAAAUAUUUACAACAUUACUCUCACACUGGAGAAUUAUUGCAAACCGUGUUUCCUGGCGACGGUGCUCGGGUUAUUUAUCGAUAUUUCACAAGUAAUAAAGUAUCUGAAGUUGUCCAUGGAGAUGGCCAAACACAAAUUCAUUACUCUGAGAACAGUGGUCUCCCUUCUGAAAUAUUACACGUAGAUAGAGAUGUAGACUAUCGAUGGGAGUCAACUUAUGCUGGUGGACUUUUAAUGGAAGAAAGACUAGACUAUGGAGCUAAAACUGGCCUCAGUAAUGCAAAAAUUAUAUAUGAUUACGACAGUAAUUACAGGGUAAUAUCUAUACAAGGGAGAAUAGGCGGACAAACGUUGAUACCCCAUCAUAUUGUUUAUAAUAGCAAAACAGGCGCCCCAGAAAUAUUAGGUCAAUUUACGAUGUCAAAACAAAAAUGGAAUGAAACAUCCGUAUACGAUGGAAUCGCUAUGUUCUCACGUGUAAUAAAUGAUCAGUUCUUAGAAAAAGAAGUAACUGUGAAUAUUCACAGAAUGGAAGUUUUUCGAAUGGAGUUCUCCUAUGAUAAACACGGAAGAAUAUCUCAAACUAGAACUCAUACAAGAAAUGUUGGUGUCAACACCUACACAAAUGUUAAAAAUUAUACUUGGGACUGUGAUGGACAGUUAACUGGAGUAGAGGCUCAAGAACCUUGGGGAUUUAGAUAUGACGAUAACGGGAACAUGCUUUCACUAACUUAUAGAGGAAACACUAUUCCUAUGGAGUAUAACGAUAUGGAUCGAAUCAUUAAAUUCGGCGAGGGCCAGUAUCGUUAUGACAGCCGCGGUUUAGUGUCACAGAAUGCUAGAGAGGAACGAUUCCAGUACAACUCAAAAGGCUUAUUGAUCAGAGCAACUAAGCGAGGAAGAUUUGACGUCCGUUAUUAUUAUGACCACCUAGAUAGACUCUCUACGAGAAAGGACAACUUUGGAAACGUAACACAAUUCUUUUACACUAACAAAGAAAAACCUCACGAGGUCAGCCAUAUAUAUUCACCUCGAGAAAAUAGAUUUAUGACUCUUGUUUAUGACGACAGGGGUCACCUUAUAUACACUCAGGUGGCUCGGCACAAGUAUUAUAUAGCAACAGAUCAAUGUGGAACGCCAGUCAUGGUAUUCAAUCAGUACGGAGAAGGCAUUAGAGAAAUAAUGAGAUCACCUUAUGGACACAUUGUGUACGAUUCUAAUCCAUACUUAUACUUACCAGUAGACUUCUGUGGAGGAUUGUUGGACCAAGUAACGUCAUUAGUACAUAUGGCAAACGGAAAGGUGUACGAUCCUUUAAUUGGCCAAUGGAUGUCACCAUUGUGGGAAAAUCUGAUUGAAAGAAUACAUAACCCAACUCAAUUGCAUCUUUAUAGAUUCAAUGGCAAUGAUCCUAUUAACGUACGACCCCAACAUAAAAAACCAACAGAUCAUUUAUCCUGGCUGGAAUUACUGGGCUACGAUACGAAGAGUUUGGCGCCGCAACUUUAUCCUGAUGAACUGCCAGGUGGAUCCGUACUGCCAAGUAUUCCACGAGGACGUCCUGUAUGGGGCUCCGCACCAGUGGACAGCAAUCCAGGCUUACCUUCUGCUAUGUCGCUACUCCCGAGUGUUUCUAUUGAAUCCGGUUUCUUGUCCCACAUGUCUAACAAGAGAAUAGCUGACUUUAGAAGCCUUUCCAUACCGGCUAUGUCGGCUCUCAAGACGGACGCCCUUAAUUUAGCGCCGAAGAGGAUCGGCUCUGACUCAGAACCACCAUUUGGCCGAGGCAUUUUAGUAUCACGGAAUUCAAGAGGUCGAGCCGUCGUCUCGACCGUGCCAUCAGCUAAUGCCAUCUAUCGCGAUGUGUAUACCUCCGUUUUCAACCGAUCUCAUCUUCUGCCUUUCUCGUUCGUCGUUCACGGGGAUCAGCAAGACGUGUUCUAUUUUGUGAAAGAAGACACGUGGAGAGCUGCUGACGAUAAACAGCAACUUAAACGAAUGCAGGGCAAAUUGAACGUGACAUUCCACGAAGUAGCCGAAGGAGGACGAUCGUAUGCCGACGUAAAAAUCCAUGGUCAAACUAGCAUUGUCAAUCUGCGAUACGGUACAAGCGCAGAAAGAGAACGACAACGUCUGCUGCACCAUGCUCACGUUGCUGCAAUAAGAAAGCUUGGCAUAGAGAACGUGAAGCAUUACGAAGCGGGUUAG